Xenopus tropicalis (tropical clawed frog) is the source of this 1482-nucleotide messenger RNA. RefSeq names its product SGT1 homolog, MIS12 kinetochore complex assembly cochaperone (gene sugt1). Gene Ontology annotation, molecular function: protein-folding chaperone binding. The record is from RefSeq and is marked provisional. Gene Ontology annotation, cellular component: cytoplasm. NCBI's taxonomy places the organism in Eukaryota, Metazoa, Chordata, Amphibia, Anura, Pipidae.
UUGUUUGGCAUUCCCUGCGGUCCGGCCUGGGGAUUCACUGAGCUGCAGUUGGAGCGAUCUGUUUGCUGUGUGUAACACGUACAGUGCCAGCUAGAGAAACUCAAGGGUCAAAAUAAAGAGGUAGCUCCUAAUACAUAAACAUGACAGAGAGAGCUGUUCCCCCUACACUAUCCUUUACUGACAGUUAUAUUGGUGCAGACCCUCAGAAAUCCUUAGAGGAAUUGACAAAGGCUAUAGAAGAGAAAUCUGACUGUGCAGAAUAUUAUUGCCAAAGAGCCUAUGCCCACAUACUUCUCCAAAAUUACAAUGAUGCUGUUUUGGAUGCAAAGAGGUCCCUGGAGCUCCAGCCUAACAAUGCGAGUGCUUUCCUCAGGAAGGGGGAGGCUGAAUUUCAUUUACAGAAUUAUUCUUCUGCUGAAGAAAGUUUCAAAAAAGGGCAAAUAUUAGAUGCCUCCACUCCCACAUUUCCUUCUUGGAUUAAACUAUGUGAGGAAAAGCUAAAUGUUUCAACAGAAGGGCAAUCGAGUAACAACCAGCAGACGUCAGUGAAAUACAGGCAUGACUGGUAUCAAACAGAAUCUCACAUCAUCAUUACAGUAAUGAUCAAGAACGUACAGAAGAAUAAUGUCCACAUACGGUUUUCAGAAAGAGAGUUAACCGUUAAUAUGAGUCUACCUUCUGGAGAAAACUACAGCUUAAAUCUGCAUCUCCUUCACGCCAUCGUACCUGACCAGAGUAUAUUCAAGGUGCUUUCAACGAAGGUAGAGAUAAAAUUGAAGAAAACUGAGGCAAUGCGUUGGGAAACAUUAGAAGGCAAGGCAGAUAGUCAAGUGAAGCAUUUUACUCAAGAAUCCAUGCACAAAUACCCCUCUUCCUCACACUAUACUAAGAACUGGGAUAAACUGGUGGGUCAGAUCAAAGAGGAGGAGAAAAAUGAAAAACUGGAAGGGGAUGCUGCACUAAAUCAACUUUUUCAGCAGAUUUACUCAGAUGGGAACGAUGAAGUGAAACGCGCCAUGAACAAGUCAUUUAUGGAGUCAGGAGGAACCGUGCUGAGCACCAACUGGACAGAUGUGGGCAAGAAGAAAGUAGACGUAAAUCCCCCAGAUGAUAUGGAAUGGAAACAAUACUAGUUAUCCUGCUGCAGUCCGUACGUUUAUUGAAGCAGUCUGAUGCACAACAAGCUGAUGAGACAUCACUCCUUACCUUUUGCGCCCUUUCUUUUCCCAGAAUGCUAAUUGUUUGCUGCUUCCAUUAAAUGUUGCACAAAGUGAAUGAAAUGACAAGCGAGCCUAAUCCUUUAUUCCUGUUUUGUUAGGAGCCAGCCCUGUAGUAUGUAUAUAGUGAUUUCUGAUGCACAUUCACUCAGAUAACUUAUUGGCCGGAGGUGCAGCUCUCCUGUCAGCUUGUUGGAAAUCUUUCUCACUGACCCACUCUUGGCCUUUUUAUCAACUGCAAAUUAUAAAUAUACUUUUUCAAUGA